Molecule: messenger RNA, 966 nt
Organism: Camelina sativa (false flax)
Lineage: Eukaryota; Viridiplantae; Streptophyta; Magnoliopsida; Brassicales; Brassicaceae
Product: mitogen-activated protein kinase kinase kinase 20-like
Biological process (GO): protein phosphorylation; signal transduction
Molecular function (GO): protein kinase activity; ATP binding
Source: RefSeq, a predicted model, not a curated record
AUGGAACCAAACGAAGAAUUCGUGAAGGUUUUAGGUAAAGGUGCUGAUAGUUAUGUUGAUCUCGUCAAGUACACAAGAAACGACGGCUCUUCGUUUCACGCCGCCGUAAAAAGGAACGAAGAAGACUCUCUCCGUAAAGAGAUUAAGAUUCUUUCCGAACUCAGAAGAUGUCCGAGAAUCGUGCAAUUCUUUGGUGAUGGUUUGGAACAAGGUUUCGACUGUGAAGGAAACAAGGUCUACAAGUUGCUUCUUGAAUACGCAUCCGAAGGGAGUUUAAGAGCUUUCAUGGACACAUUCAAAGAUAGAAAAUUACCCGACUUGAUGAUCAGAGACUUCACGCGGAUGAUUCUCGAAGGCUUGGUAUCGAUUCACGGACACGGUUAUGUUCAUUGUGAUCUGAAGCCAGAUAAUCUCCUUGUCUUCCCUAGUGGAGAUUCUUACGAGUUGAAGAUUUCUGAUUUUGGACUCUCAUUACAAGUCGGACAAGUUCCUAACCACUGGGAACCCUAUCGGCCGUUUGUUGGAACGCCUUAUUACAUGCCGCCAGAGUCUCUACGCGACGGUGCUGCCAAGAAAGCCAUAGAUCUGUGGUCAUUAGGGUGUUUAGUGUUGGAGAUGUAUAUGGGUAAGAUGCCAUGGCCAUGGGUUGUAUACACUGAUCUCGUGCAUAUGCUCUUGAAUGGUAAUGCUCCAGAGAUUCCAGAGAGUUUGCCUUACGAUGCAAGGGAGUUUAUUCAAACGUGUUUUGCAAGGAAUCCUGAGGACAGGGGUAGCGCCUUUGAGCUACUGUCGCAUCAGUUUUUGCAUCCAGAAGAAGAGACGUUCGAUUUCGUCUUCGUUACGGCUGAAGGUGAAGUUGAAAAUCAACCGACAGAACAAAUAUGGAAAUUGAAGAGUUUUCCAUCUAAGCCUCUACAGUUUAAGAAAAUUCUGAAUAAGUUGUUGAGGUUGCAGAGUGUCUUCUGA